AUGUCAGAUUCAAACACAACCGACUUCACCAACCCCUCCACCUUCAUCCUAGUUGGCAUUCCUGGCCUAGAGGCAGCCCAUGUCUGGAUCUCCAUCCCCUUCUUCACCAUGUACGCCAUAGCCAUUUUGGGGAACUUCACCAUUCUGUUCAUCGUGAGGAGGGAACGGAGCCUCCACGGGCCCAUGUACUAUUUCCUCUGCAUGCUGGCUGUCACCGACCUGGUCAUAUCCACAACCACCAUACCCAAAAUGCUGAGCAACUUCUGGUUCAAUUCCAGGGAGAUCAGUUUUAGUGCGUGUCUCACCCAGAUGUACUUCAUUCACUGCUUCUCAACGAUGGAGUCUGGAAUCCUCCUGGCCAUGGCUUUUGAUCGCUACGUGGCCAUCUGCCAUCCCCUGAGACACUCCACCAUCCUGACAAACUCUGUUGUGGCCAAGAUAGGCCUGGCCGUGGUGCUUCGCAGUGGCAUACCCUAUCUACCCUAUCCCUUCCUGACGAGGCAGUGGCCAUAUUGCAGAACCAACAUCAUCCCCCACUCCUAUUGGGUGCAUAUAGCUGUGGUGAAGCUGGCCUGCGCUGACAUCCGCAUCAGUAGUUACUAUGGCCAGUUUGAGCUUUUCUCUGUGAUCGGAAUGGAUGGGUUUUUUAUCGCCGUGUCCUAUUCUCUGAUCCUCAGGGCCAUCUUCCGCCUCCCCACAAAGGAUGCCCGGCUCAAAACUUUUGGGACCUGCAUCUCUCAUGUUUGUGCCAUCUCACCUUUGUACAUCCCAGAGUUCUUAUCUCUCAUGUACCGGUUUGGCCACAGUGUGCCACUGCACUUCCUCAUUCUCAUUGCCAAUGUGUUUCACCCAGUGCCCCCUGUGCUACACCCCAUCAUUUACGGGGUGAGGACCAAACAGAUCCGGGACAGGCUGCUCCAGCUCUUUACUCAUAAAGAGACCUAA
Messenger RNA from Malaclemys terrapin pileata, 945 nucleotides. RefSeq names its product olfactory receptor 51E2-like. Gene Ontology annotation, molecular function: olfactory receptor activity; G protein-coupled receptor activity. Gene Ontology annotation, cellular component: membrane. Lineage: Eukaryota; Metazoa; Chordata; Testudines; Emydidae. The record is from RefSeq and is a predicted model, not a curated record. Bases 1 to 945 code for a protein of 314 amino acids. Gene Ontology annotation, biological process: G protein-coupled receptor signaling pathway. The transcript is spliced from 2 exons.